Cyclopterus lumpus (lumpfish) is the source of this 3062-nucleotide messenger RNA. RefSeq names its product ATPase family AAA domain containing 1a (gene atad1a). The transcript is spliced from 10 exons. Gene Ontology annotation, cellular component: mitochondrial outer membrane. Bases 377 to 1522 code for a protein of 381 amino acids. The record is from RefSeq and is a predicted model, not a curated record. NCBI's taxonomy places the organism in Eukaryota, Metazoa, Chordata, Actinopteri, Perciformes, Cyclopteridae. Gene Ontology annotation, molecular function: ATP hydrolysis activity; ATP binding.
GGUUCCCGUCGUGAGUAAGUCUGACUCUUUCCUCUUUUAUCUUACGAGGUACGUCACAUUUACGCUUGACCGCAUACGGAGUGUUUUAUUCAGUCUUUAGUUGUAUCAACAUGCUAACGGUCACAGUGUGGUGCACCCUAGCUACAGCCUCGUUAGCUGUAGCUUGCUUGCGAUGCUAACUGACGAAUCCAUAUCUGUAGCGGUUUAAUGACCAGCUCAGUUAGCCGUAGUAGCGAAUAUUGUGAUCAGUUGACAGACGGUUUAGUUAGCGUUAUCUUUUGGGAAGCAGAACUGUGAACGCCUCACGUGAACUUUCAUUCAGACGCAAUUGUUGAAGAUCUUUAUCCAGCCAAUGGACUGACAUCAGCCAGCGGAGAUGCUGCUUAAAGAUCUUCCCAGAGAGGCUCUGAUGCGGCCUCUGUCCAGGAAUGAGGUGGUGGGCAUGUUGUUGAGGUUGACCAUCUUUGGUGCAGCGACCUACUACAGCAUCAAAUGGGUUUUAGACGCUAUGGAUCCUACCUCGAAACAGAAAAGCCGAGCUAAGAAAAGGGCAGAACAACUGAUGAAGAGGAUUGGUGUUGAGGGCGUUAAGCUAACGGAGUAUGAGAUGAACAUUGCAUCACAACUAGUUGAUCCCCAAACUAUGAAGGUGACCUGGAGAGAUAUAGCCGGUCUGGAUGAGGUUGUGAAUGAGCUGCAAGACACAGUCAUCCUGCCCUUUCAGAAAAGACACCUUUUAGCAGGAUCCAAACUCUUUCAGCCUCCCAAAGGUGUUUUAUUGUUUGGUCCUCCGGGAUGUGGGAAGACCAUGAUCGCCAAGGCAACAGCCAAAGCCUCAGGCUGCAAGUUUAUUAACCUCCAGCCCUCCACACUGACAGACAUGUGGUACGGCGAAUCACAGAAGCUGACUUCGGCUGUCUUCUCAUUGGCAGUAAAACUCCAGCCCUGUAUCAUCUUCAUUGAUGAGAUUGACUCAUUUCUGAGGAACCGUUCCAGCAUGGACCAUGAGGCCACAGCCAUGAUGAAGGCUCAGUUCAUGAGCCUGUGGGAUGGCCUGGAUACUUCGUCAACCACCCAGGUGAUGGUAAUGGGAGCUACAAACAGGCCACAGGAUGUGGAUCCAGCCAUUUUGCGCAGGAUGCCCACCACUUUUUAUGUUGGCCUACCAAAGUCAAGACAAAGACAGGACAUCCUGAGGCUGAUUUUAACAGGAGAAAGCCUGAGCAAUGCCAUUAAUCUGAAAGAGAUCGCGGAGAAGACAGACGGUUACUCUGGCAGUGACCUCCGGGAGCUUUGCCGCGAUGCUGCCAUGUACAGAGUCCGGGACUAUGUCCGAAAGGAGCAAAUGAGGCAGAUCGCUCAGCAGCUGCAGGACAGCCAGGAGGAGGAAAGACCUGUGGAUGAGGAAAGGUUGCGGCCGGUCACCCAGCUGGACCUCCUUUUCGGCCUGGACAAGAUGAAGGAAUCUAAGCAGGCCACAGCCUUCAUGUUACCCAUUGUGUCAGAGGUACCCCUGGACUAAACACCAAUACUGCACCACAAUGGGAAAUAUGAUGUUCUACAAGCAGAGGCUCCACCAACAUGUCAGGGGUGCAGUUGGAAAAGCCAGAAAGCAGCCAUACUUUUCUUGAAGUGUAUUUAUUCAUGCAGUGUUUGUUCUGAGCACGCUCACUUUCAGCAUAAGUGUACAGUUACAUUACCUUCGGACAUCUAAGGUGUCCUACUGGCCACUGACCAUAGAGACAAUGUCUUACUCCAGGGCAGGUUGUUUGGAAGAGGUGAAUGCAUUUUCCAUAAACAUUAUAAAUCCAUCUGAAGUUACUGCUCGUAAUACUACAAACUACAGUUCUACGACCUGAUGGUACAGAUGCAAACUUGUUCAUCACAUUUCAGUACAUAAGGGCAGAAUUAUUUCAUUUUUAAUAAUAAGAUAAUAUAAAAUAAGUAUUUUGCAGCAAAGACAUAUUUCUCAGCUCUCAGUUAACAGAUAACAAAACACACAUUCAGUAAACGACAACCAAGUAGAGAUGGGGUCACUAAUAGAAACCACAGCUAUCAUCACCUGAGCUUCGACUUAUGGCUGUAAUGUUACCUGAUUUACACCUCCUUAGCUAUUAGCAGAUAUAUAUUAUAGGAAUGGUGCUGUGUGCAUGAUUGUGAAACUGAAGUUACCCAAUCCAAUUGGUCUUCAGUGCAUUUAGUGGUCUUUUGCACUUAAUAUUUCUUUUCCACCCAAAACGACAAUAGCUGUUCCUUCUUAAUUUACAAAUAUUUCGGGUGUUUAAAACUUUUUUUAUUUUAGUGUCUUAAUAAUUGUCCUAUUAUCAUUAUUUGUGAGUCUCCAUUGUUUCUCUGAAUGUUUUUUAUCAACUUUUAAUGUCUUGUUCUGUACGUCGAUCAAUAUCCGUCGCAACAAAGCACAUCAGUCUGUGUCAGUUACUUUUAUUCUCACUUCAAGGGGAUCGUGGCUUUAAAAUUGAAAUCAUUUCAAUCAGCUAUCCGUGUGAAGUUGUUGUGACAUGCUUUUCUGACUCCCUCUGUAUAAAAAGCCUCAUUAUUCACCACAUGGUCACAGCAUGUGUUCGUGGGUCUCAUACAGACCUUCCUCCCACUCAGUCUGAGCAAGCCAGGGCAAAGCGGUCAGUCGACCAUGACCACAUGGUGGCGCUGCAGCUUCACAGUCCUGUGGCUAGGGGCAGGUGUGCUCACAUGAAGAGCAGUUUAUAGCAUUGAGGUGAGAUAAUGAAAUGGAUGAUUGUUUCUCCGUUAUUGGUUCAUUCGGUAAUCUUUGGACAUCUGUUGCUCUUCAUUAGAGUAUGUCAGGUGACAGUUAAGGGUCACAAUAUUUCCGUGUCAACCAACGAUUGUGUCGCUACAGCUUACAGGUCUUAGUUCCCUUUUUUUGCGACGGCUAACAUAUGUUCUCGAUGCAGUAGGACUUGUCAGGUCAUUUGAGCCAUUAUCAGUUACUGUUCAUUAUAUUGUCAAAUAUGUGUGUGUUGAAUACGGUAUGUAAACCAUUUACUGUAAAGUGUAUUUAUUAAAUUAUACCGAAGAAAAUA